This is a messenger RNA of Fusarium graminearum PH-1, 474 nucleotides long. RefSeq lists its product as uncharacterized. Lineage: Eukaryota; Fungi; Ascomycota; Sordariomycetes; Hypocreales; Nectriaceae. The coding region runs from base 1 to 474 and encodes 157 amino acids. The transcript has 4 exons. The record is from RefSeq and is a predicted model, not a curated record.
AUGCCGCAAGGCUCAUGCUUUAAACCAGCGCAAAACAGCCCCCGUCAGCAAACAUCAACAUCAGCAGGACCAUCAGCAGAGCAACAAAGAAGGAGAAAGUGCAACCAGAACUACGGAGUUCCUGUAAACAAAGUGUGGAUCUUCCCGGACUCCACUGUGACGCAAAUAGUCAGCAAUGAUUACGUUAAGACGCAGGCAAGUGCUGUACCUCUGCAUGCUCUUCCUCAUUCGAUGCCUGCCUUUGCUUACUAUAACUUUAUCUUUCCUUUUUGGUAUCCAGCGCAAUUAUUCAGUUCAACUGCAAAUGCGUAUAGUGUACAGAGUCAAGACAACUCCACAGUUGAUAAUGUCAGAUCAAGUUUCUUGAAUCCUUACGGAAUUUCGGCUCCAACCAAACCGUCCAGCUUGAACAUGAUCUUGGUCCCAGGAAGAUCGCCCCAAAUCGUCUACAAAUCUCCACCGCUAGAGCAUUAA